AUGCCCUGGAACCCCAGCGAUGGCGGCAAGAAUGGGCACAUCAACAAUCAGUUAGAUGCGAGAUACAAGUCUGAGAGCAUCCGCUUACUUGUGCCAGCGUUGGUCGAUCCGGACCCGACGAACCGUGGUUUUGUCGGAACGCCCACAGUCCAGAGGAACAUUUGCGAUGUCCUCAUCCGUGUCAUCGUCGGAUCAUGUUUCUUCAGCUAA
This is a messenger RNA of Penicillium cosmopolitanum, 210 nucleotides long. RefSeq lists its product as uncharacterized. The transcript has a single exon. NCBI's taxonomy places the organism in Eukaryota, Fungi, Ascomycota, Eurotiomycetes, Eurotiales, Aspergillaceae. The record is from RefSeq and is a predicted model, not a curated record. Bases 1 to 210 code for a protein of 69 amino acids.